Messenger RNA from Ctenopharyngodon idella (grass carp), 4261 nucleotides. RefSeq names its product insulin-like growth factor 2 mRNA binding protein 1 (gene igf2bp1). Gene Ontology annotation, biological process: regulation of gene expression; nervous system development. Gene Ontology annotation, cellular component: cytoplasm; cytosol; nucleus. The transcript has 15 exons. The record is from RefSeq and is a predicted model, not a curated record. Lineage: Eukaryota; Metazoa; Chordata; Actinopteri; Cypriniformes; Xenocyprididae. Gene Ontology annotation, molecular function: mRNA 3'-UTR binding. The coding region runs from base 489 to 2282 and encodes 597 amino acids.
AAAAAUUAGUAAAUUCGACUCGGUUUUAGAGGCGGUGCCAUCGCCAAGCGGUAGGAUCUGUGUGACAGUGCAGGGUACAGCUUUAGGUUGAGGGGCAGCGAGAGGAAAGAAUUUCUCCCGAUACCGCUAUAUACUCGUACCACUAUUCCAUCGUAACAAACAUCAGCUUAAUUCAAACUGUUAUCAUUUCUACACCGUGCUGGGAAUUCGCGAAGGUUGCUACAGUGAAGAAUAUUUACCACUCGCCUGCAGGACUUAAUCAGACUACAACGUUACUGUUAGUCGAACUUUCCCCAUUUUAUUUUGGAUUGUCUUGCAGUUUGAUUUUUUAUUUUUUUUGUCCUCCACGUUUUUAAUUCCAACCGGCUGACAUUUACAUGAUUUUCUAAUCUGCGGGUAUCCUAGUCCUUUUUCAAAAUUAAGAGCGUUUUUACGGAAAGUUUUAUUUUCAUUUCUAUUUUUGGGGGGGAGCGUUACAGUUUUUCACGAUGAACAAGCUAUACAUUGGAAAUCUCAAUGAAAACGUGACCGCAGAAGACUUGGUUAAAACCUUUGAAGAUUACAAGAUUCCAUACUCUGGACAGUUUCUCAUGAAAACUGGCUAUGCGUUUGUUGAUUGCCCGGACGACCAAUGGGCAAUGAAAGCGAUUGAAACAUUUUCUGGUAAAGUGGAACUUCACGGCAAACGAAUUGAGGUCGAACAUUCUGUCCCUAAAAAGCAGAGGACCAGAAAACUUCAGAUCAGAAACAUUCCGCCACACCUACAGUGGGAGGUUCUUGAUGGUCUGCUUGCCCAGUAUGGAACUGUUGAGAACUGUGAACAAGUGAAUACAGACAGUGAGACUGCAGUUGUGAACGUCACAUAUGGGACACGGGAGCAGGCUAGACAAGCUAUUCAGAAGCUCAACGGUUACCAGUUUGAGAACAACGCCCUGCGUGUGUCAUACAUCCCCGACGAGAACUCUGAGGUCGACUCUCAACGAGGCCCAGACAAUGGCCGUCGUCCCGGAUACGGUCCACGAGGAAACUCCCGCCAGAUGUCGCCUGGUUCGGGAAUCCCCUCCAAACAUCAGCACGCUGACAUCCCUCUCAGACUGCUAGUGCCUACACAAUACGUGGGUGCCAUCAUUGGCAAGGAGGGCGCCACCAUCCGUAACAUCACCAAGCAGACCCAGAGCAAGAUUGAUGUGCAUCGUAAAGAGAACGCAGGUGCUGCCGAAAAGCCCAUAAGUAUCCACUCUACCCCAGAGGGCUGUUCAGCUGCCUGUCGCAUGAUCCUGGAAAUCAUGAACCAGGAGGCCAAGGACACCAAAACUGCUGAUGAGGUGCCUCUGAAGGUUCUUGCUCACAACAACUUUGUUGGCCGUUUGAUUGGCAAAGAGGGACGCAACCUGAAGAAAGUGGAACAGGACACUGAUACCAAGAUCACAAUUUCACCACUGCAGGAUCUGACCCUUUAUAACCCAGAGAGGACCAUUACAGUGAAGGGCUCGAUCGAAGCGUGCUGCCUGGCGGAACAGGAGAUCAUGAAGAAAGUGCGGGAGGCAUAUGACAAUGACAUUGCUGCCAUGAAUCAACAGACUCACCUGAUCCCUGGACUAAACCUGGGAGCCAUUGGCCUCUUCCCGCCGUCCUCGGCCAUGCCGCCUCCUGCCCUCGGAAACUCUGUGCCUGGUCCUCCCUAUGGCCCUAUUGGGGCCUGUGAACAGGAGACUGUCCAUGUGUACAUCCCAGCCCAAGCUGUGGGAGCCCUUAUUGGCAAGAAGGGACAGCAUAUCAAGCAGCUAAGCCGUUUUGCUGGAGCAUCUAUUAAGAUUGCCCCUGCAGAGGCUCCAGACUCGAAAAUGCGAAUGGUCAUAGUGACGGGGCCACCUGAGGCCCAAUUCAAGGCUCAAGGCAGAAUAUACGGUAAGCUGAAGGAGGAGAACUUCUUUGGCCCCAAAGAGGAGGUGAAGUUGGAGACGCACAUCAAAGUAGCAGCUGCAGCAGCAGGAAGGGUCAUCGGAAAGGGCGGGAAAACUGUGAAUGAGCUGCAGAACCUCACCGCUGCUGAAGUAGUGGUUCCCCGAGAGCAAACCCCUGAUGAACACGACCAGGUCAUCGUCAAAAUCAUCGGCCACUUUUACGCAAGUCAGUUGGCACAGAGGAAGAUCAGGGACAUUUUGACACAAGUCAAGCAGCAGCAGAAAGGAGGUAUGGGAGUCCAGCAGGGGCCCAAUCCACAGGGCAUGACUGAGCUGGGGUCCCCGCAGGGACUGGCACAAGAACCCAGGAGGAAGUGAGAGGCCGGGGCAGCUAUCCAGUCAGACGGACAGACAAAUGGGAGGACAAACAAGCGGACUGACUGAGAGAGAGAGUGACACACAGACCCAGCGGUAGACAGGGAGAAAUGAGCAGCAAACUGAGAGGGAAUUAAAAAGAGAACAAAAGACAAAAAAAAAUAUGCCUGAGAGCAAAAGAGGACACAAGUUUAGUGAAAAUGAACAAGAAAAAAAAGAGAGAGUGAUUUUUCUAAAGAAGAGAGAUGACUAGAAAACAGAGACCAGAUGCCAGGCCAGGUGGAGUGACUGAGGAUGGCGAGGAGGUCCGUCAGUGCGGGGCGCCCUCUGGUGAGAGCUUUUAUACAUAGCCGCUUCUUAGGAAUAGGGCAUAAUGAUGGUCCCGCAAAAGUGUGUAUUCCUAAAGGAUUUCAGCUACAUAGGACCCUCAGCCAUCAGCAGUCACUUCAAAAAUUUUAACUGUGUUUUUUUUAAAGAUAGAGAUAUAUGUAUAGAAAUGUUUAUUCAGAGGUAUUAUUAAUGAAAUGCAGUGAGGUAGAGAUGGGAGAGAGAGAGCGCAGAGAACCAGUCGCAAUUUAUUUGUGGGCGUGGUCACCAAUCAGGUGAUUUCUCCCUACCUAUCAGAGAUGAGGGGAGGGGCCAAAGUUGUUAACACUGCUCUUGAAGUCCCCCACGCUAAACUGUGGGGGUGACGAGAUGAAAAAAAGAUUAAAAAAUGAGGUUGUAAAUAUAAUCUUCAUGACUUUGAGUUGAGAUGCUGCACGUUUAACCGUCUACAAUCGCGUACCUGGUUUGAGAGGGUUGCUUGCGCCAUUUUUUGGAGGCUUCCCUUUUAGGCUGCGUGCCGUUUGGCCGGCGGGACGUGCGGCGAGAGUUCAGUAAGCGUGUGGGCUAAAGUUGACCUCUGCAGUUGUAUUGCAGUGGCUCAGCUUUGACGUGCGGAAGGCCAACAUUUCCGCCCUAAACCACGCCGGCGAUGAUCGCUGCAGCGCCGCUCACACCCAAACGGCAUAUUUUAUAUAUAUUAUAUAUAUAUGAUAUGUGAGUUAACCUGGCCCCUCAUUGCAUUGGAGCAGGGAGACGAUGAAAUGGAGCGUACCGUAAUUUCAGAAAACAGAUAUAGAGCAUUUUUUUAAAAAGUGUUCUCUUUUAGGAAUGUGAGAUUUACAUAUUCGCAUUUUUAAAAAGCAAUCGUCAUCUGUAAACCUGGUCUUCAGAUGUAUUGUUCUGAUUUUCCUGAGAAUAACAAUGCUGUAAAAAUAUGCAGAGACCGAAUCAAGUAAGGACAGUCGUCCUGAAUGCCAGGUUUGAUUGACAGGUACAGCCUCCACAAACCUGCCUUUAGGUCAAAGGUCAAGAACAGGUGACAGCAGUAUGGUUUCUGUGCUCUCUCUCGCCCACUUUGUUCGACAUUUGCCGAUGAGGUUGCCAGGGUCCUGGCCUUUCUCACUGAACUUAGAACAGAUUAGAUAAAAUGAAUUAAGAAAAAAACAAAAAUACUACCUCAGGGUAUUGUUACCUCAGUAUUCCUAAUUUCGUUCUUCUUUUCUUUUUAAUUUUUCCCCACUUAUAUAUAUUUUUUUUUUUGCUUGCUGGUGUUUUAUAUAAAAGCUGAUAGUCUUGAAUAUUUUAUUUUUUUAAGGAAGAAAUAUUUUAAAUUUUUUUUCCCUUUAUUUUCUUUUUUGGUAUGCGUGUAUGCGAGAGUGUAAUUGAGGUUUUUUUUCCCCUCACCUGAGCUCAGAAGGACUCCCAGGAAAAGUGAUGAAUUGUUUUUGUGAGUCUCGCAGCCUUUAGGCCAGCCUGGGGGUCUUCGAAGAGUCGCACUUGAAAUCAUUGGCCAAUGGGACGUAGGACGGAUCUUACCAUCUCUUACUGGUGCAUAAUGAAUGUUGCCAUACCACAGGAAUUUUAAUUUUGACGCAAACGCGUAUGUUUGUUGUGCAAGCUGACUAUAGAAAACUAAAAAUGGCCUUUUCUCCUAA